AUGCUUCAAGUGAAGCAUCCGUGGAGAAGUGGCUGUUCGGCCAGCGGCGGGCUUAUUAGACUCGCAGAAUCGGGUCCAACUUCCGAGGCUCUACUCCAUCAACUCUCCCUCAACACAUCGAGGCCUCGUCCAAUGUCAAAACUCUUCUUUCGCCCUUGCUUCAUCGCUCGAGCACUAACAUCGUGUCAGACGCCAACUCGCAAUUCUUUUCGUGUAGCACCGAGACUCUCCAGAAUGGCUUCAGAUGCCCCGCAGGCCACCCCGCAGUGGUGGGAAGCUUUCCCCGACGCAAAGGCUUCGUGCCCUCGAGUUGAAGCAGCCGAAGUUGCAGGUCUCAUUGAGAAGAAUGCAGCUGCUGGGAAGGGAGCCACGAGGGACUUUUUGCUGGUUGAUGUUAGGAGGACCGAUUGGGAGGGCGGCACUGUGGCUACGUCCAUCAACUUCCCCGCCCAUACAUUCUACCAGACACGGCCAGUCAUCUAUCAGCUUUGCAAGCAGGCGGGCAUUCGAAGAAUCAUCUUCUAUUGUGGGAGCUGUGGCAGCAGAGGCCCGCGAUGUGCCGGCUGGAUGCAGGACUACCUCGAUGAGGUUGGCGAGACCGACAUCAAGGCCGAGAUCCUGAUCGGAGGCAUCAAGGGCUGGCAAAAGACGUACGGCGGCAAGCUCAUGGACUAUUACGACGAAAAGGUCUGGACCAAAUAG
Molecule: messenger RNA, 702 nt
Organism: Fusarium falciforme
Lineage: Eukaryota; Fungi; Ascomycota; Sordariomycetes; Hypocreales; Nectriaceae
Product: Rhodanese domain-containing protein
Exons: 2
Coding region: 1-702 (233 amino acids)
Cellular component (GO): cytoplasm; nucleus
Molecular function (GO): protein tyrosine phosphatase activity
Source: RefSeq, a predicted model, not a curated record